Messenger RNA from Manihot esculenta (cassava), 1912 nucleotides. RefSeq names its product denticleless protein homolog. The record is from RefSeq and is a predicted model, not a curated record. Gene Ontology annotation, cellular component: nucleus. The transcript is spliced from 17 exons. Gene Ontology annotation, biological process: proteasome-mediated ubiquitin-dependent protein catabolic process. The coding region runs from base 169 to 1692 and encodes 507 amino acids. Gene Ontology annotation, molecular function: protein binding; protein-macromolecule adaptor activity. Lineage: Eukaryota; Viridiplantae; Streptophyta; Magnoliopsida; Malpighiales; Euphorbiaceae.
ACACCGCCGCGGGCCACAGAGAGAGAAAUCGACUUUCCCGCGUUAUUAAAACGGCAAUCUUCGCGGUCGCGCCAAGAUGAAUUCAAGAAAACCAUUUCAAAACCUCCACUCGUCAGUUACCAACUCGACUUUCCCUCUGUCUCUCUCUCUCUCGCUAUCGCCGUUGUCAUGGAGUCCUUCUUCCAAGGCAUCAGGUCCAGAGAACUCACCGGAUUGCAAGUUCGAAAACGGCCGUAUAUCGGUGAUAAGGCGUCUGAUUUUGCUGUAUGUGGAGCUCUAGAAGUUGAACACAAUGGCGAAGAGACGCCUCCAUUGGCCAUUUCUUUUGCCAAGUCAAGUAAAAAUUCACAUGUUUUGGCGGUGUCUGAUGAGGAUGGGUACUUGAGCUUAUUUGACACUCGAAAAAAUUUUCCUCCUUAUGCAUCUCAGCAAGAAUAUUCAGAUAAAUCAAGAAUCAGUGAUUGGGAGGCUCAUCAGAAUGCCAUAUUUGAUAUCUGCUGGAUCAAGGAAGAUACCAACUUACUCACAGCUUCAGGUGAUCAAACUAUUAAGGUAUGGGAUGCACAGAAGCAGAAAUGCACUGGAGUUCUAAUGGGGCAUACUGGAAGUAUUAAAUCUAUAUAUUGCCAUCCAACAAAUUCUGAUCUUCUUGUUUCCGGUUCAAGAGAUGGGUCCUUUGCCAUGUGGGACUUGAGGUGUAAGAAUGCUUCCAAAAAUCGACGCACUGAAGCUUGCAUAACUCCAACGACCAUGAUCAGAAGAGCUCAUCUUUCACCUCAAUCAAAGCGAGUUAGAAGAAAGAAGGCUGCUUCCAUGAGCAUUACAUCAGUUCUUUAUCUCAAAGAUGGGAUUUCCAUUGCCACCGCCGGAGCAGUGGACAGCAUUGUAAAAUUCUGGGAUACCAGAUAUUUGAAGGCUCAGGUCACUCAGGCGUGUCCUCGUCCUAAGUCAUCAACAGGAAAGGAGAGAAGAUUACAUGGUACAUCUAGCCUGUCCCAGGAUUCAAAUGGUGUCUUUCUUACAGCUUCAUGCAUGGAUAAUAGUAUCUACUUGUAUAAUGUGCUUCAGCUUGAAAAAGGUCCAGUUAGGUCAUUCUCUGGAUGCCGGAUUGAAUCAUUUUAUGUGAAGUCGGAAAUCAGUCCUGAUGCAGCUCAACUUCUAAGUGGCUCAAGUGAUGGAAAUGCCUACAUAUGGCAGGUGAACAAGCCUGACACCGAUCCCGUUACAUUGAAAACCCAUGAUGGAGAAGUUACAGCAGUAAAUUGGUGCCCAUUAGAUGGCAAGAUAGCUACUGCUUCAGAUGAUUUCACAGUUCGCAUUUGGAAUAUCCAAAGCAAUUAUUUUUCAAAUUCAAGAUCAUCAUCUUCCAUCAGGAGGAGAAUAAUGGCACUUCCAACUGAGGAAUGUAGAAAGCUCUUAAGGAAUGAAGAACAGAUGGGUCUUGCAAAAACUCCUUGUUCUUUGCAUCCUUCAGAUGAAGUAUGCUAUGAAAUUGAUUCUCCAAACUCUAUCACAAUGCCUUCAGUAAGUACUCCUGAAUCGCAGAAGAAAAGGUUUUCAUCAGAUUCUGAUUCAAAAGAAACCUUUGAGAGAACACCUGAAGCAGCAACAAAGAGUCCAUCUUCUGUGUUGAACCCUCCUCCGUCUUCCCUGAAAAGAAAAACUAUCCGGGAUUAUUUUCUAGCAGCUUAGUAAGAGAAAAAAUAUAUAUACAUUAAUGAGUUGCAUUCCUCCGUGCCAGGUCUUUUUACUGGUAGCUACUGGGGGUCAUUUUCUUACAUCAUAUUGGAUUGAUGUUGAAAUGUAUAGAAAGAAACCUGAGAUUUUUUUGGUCGAUUUUUUUGUACAAUCAACUUAUUCUACAAUGUCUUCUUGGGUAUAAAAGUAAUUGACGAAUGUGUACAUUUGUAGC